Melozone crissalis (California towhee) is the source of this 5174-nucleotide messenger RNA. It is a transcript of the gene LSS, whose product is annotated as lanosterol synthase. Lineage: Eukaryota; Metazoa; Chordata; Aves; Passeriformes; Passerellidae. Gene Ontology annotation, biological process: cholesterol biosynthetic process; triterpenoid biosynthetic process. Bases 170 to 2188 code for a protein of 672 amino acids. Gene Ontology annotation, cellular component: lipid droplet. The transcript is spliced from 21 exons. Gene Ontology annotation, molecular function: lanosterol synthase activity. The record is from RefSeq and is a predicted model, not a curated record.
CUGCGAGGGUGGGCGGCAGGUGUGGCGCUACCUGGGCGAUGGCGAAGGCGAUGUCGCGGAGCGGCGAGCGCAGACGGCGUUGGAGCAGCACAGCCUCGGGCUGGACACGGGCGCGACGCUGCGGGCGCUGCCGGCGGCCGGCUCGGCCCGGGACGCGGCCCGCAACGGGAUGCGGUUCUACGCGGCGCUGCAGGCCGAGGAUGGGCACUGGGCGGGCGAUUACGGCGGGCCGCUGUUCCUGCUGCCAGGUCUCCUCAUCACCUGCCACACGGCCAAGAUUCAGCUGCCCGAGGGGUUCCGGAAGGAGAUGGUGCGCUACCUGCGCUCUGUGCAGCUCCCGGACGGAGGCUGGGGCUUACACGUGGAAGAUAAAUCAACAGUGUUUGGCACGGCCCUCAACUACGUAGCCUUGAGGAUCCUGGGGCUCGGGCCAGAUGACCCUGACGUUGUGCGGGCCCGUGUCAACCUACACAGCAAAGGAGGUGCUGUGGGAAUCCCUUCCUGGGGCAAGUUUUGGCUGGCUGUCUUGAACGUUUACAGCUGGGAGGGAAUGAACACGCUUCUCCCAGAGAUGUGGCUGCUUCCCACGUGGUUUCCAGCGCAUCCGUCGCGGCUCUGGUGUCACUGCCGCCAGGUUUACCUUCCCAUGAGCUACUGCUAUGCCAAGCGUCUGUCAGCAGAGGAGGACGAGCUCAUACAGAGCUUGAGGCAGGAGCUGUACGUGCAGGACUACGGCAGCAUAGACUGGCCAGCACAGAGGAACAACGUGGCUGCCUGUGACGUGUACACCCCGCACAGCUGGCUGCUGGGUGCUGCCUACGCCAUCAUGAACGUUUAUGAAGCUCACCACAGCGCCCACCUGCGGCAGCGAGCCGUCACCGAGCUGUACGACCACAUCAAGGCUGAUGACAGAUUCACCAAGUGCAUCAGCAUCGGCCCGAUCUCCAAGACAAUCAACAUGCUGGUUCGCUGGUUUGUGGAAGGGAAGGACUCCCCAGCUUUCCAGGAGCAUGUUUCCAGGAUCCCUGACUAUCUCUGGCUGGGCCUCGACGGCAUGAAGAUGCAGGGCACAAACGGAUCCCAGCUCUGGGAUACUGCUUUUGCCAUCCAAGCCUUCCUGGAGGCAGAAGCCCAGGAGAUGCCUGAAUUCACCUCCUGCCUCCAGAAUGCCCAUGGGUUCCUCCAGUUCUCCCAGAUCCCCGAGAACCCACCUGACUACCAGAAAUAUUACCGCCAUAUGAACAAGGGUGGCUUCCCCUUCAGCACGCGGGACUGCGGCUGGAUCGUGGCAGACUGCACAGCAGAGGGGCUGAAGGCAGUAAUGCUGCUGCAGGAGAAGUGUCCCUUCAUAGCCAAGCCUGUGCCUGCUGAGCGCCUCUUUGAUGCUGUGAAUGUGUUGCUGAGCAUGAGGAACCCAGAUGGAGGCUUUGCCACAUAUGAAACCAAGCGAGGAGGCCACUUACUGGAGCUGCUGAACCCCUCAGAGGUGUUUGGUGACAUCAUGAUUGACUACACCUACGUGGAAUGCACAUCAGCUGUCAUGCAGGCACUGAGACACUUCCAGAGCCAGUUCCCUGAGCACCGAGCUGUGGAGAUCAGGGAGACCUUGCAGAAGGGCCUGGAUUUCUGUCGCAAGAAGCAGCGAGCGGAUGGGUCCUGGGAAGGGAGCUGGGGGGUUUGUUUCACCUAUGGCACCUGGUUUGGUCUGGAGGCGUUUGCCAGCAUGCAGCACACAUACCACAACGGGACUGUCUGCCAAGAGGUGGCCCAGGCCUGCCAGUUCCUGAUCUCCAAGCAGAUGGCAGAUGGAGGGUGGGGAGAGGAUUUCGAGUCCUGUGAGCAGCGCACAUACGUGCAGAGUGCUGAGUCACAGAUCCACAACACCUGCUGGGCCCUGCUGGGGCUCAUGGCUGUCAGGUACCCUGACAUCAGUGUGCUGGAAAGGGGCAUUAAAGUGUUGAUGGAUAAGCAGCUGCCCAACGGGGACUGGCCUCAGGAGAACAUCGCAGGGGUGUUCAACAAGUCGUGUGCCAUCAGUUACACCGCGUACCGCAACAUCUUCCCCAUCUGGACGCUGGGGCGGUUCUGCCGCCUGCAUCCCAAGAGCCCCCUGGCUGGGCAGCUGCCAGCCAGAGCCAGCCCCUCGGCUGGGGAAGGCCAGGAGGGGCAGGGAGCCCUGUCUGCCUGAACCUGGGACGCUGCUGGGGAUGCCACGGCCCCGGACUUGUCUUGGAUCUGGAGUCUGCGUGGGGCCGUGGCGGCGUGUGUUGCGUGGGACAGCUCCGUGCUGACCUUAGCAUGUUGACUGCUGCCUCUGCCAGGGAAGGGUGUUGUGCCGGUGCUGCAGAGCCUCUGCUUGCUGUUGAACCUCUUCUAAACAUUCCCUUUCUAAGGUUUUUUCCAGGUAUGUUCUCCAUCCCCAGGUGGGGAGUGAAGUGCCUUUUCAGACCAUUUUGAAGAUCAGAUGGAGCUGCCGAGCUGUGUUGUAUCCACAUUUGGACAGACUCUCAUCCUGGGUUGCAAGGCUGCCUUUAUUGUCACAGGCUGUCUGUCUUUACCAAGAGUGUGGGAUUUGGGGUCUCCCCUGUGCCCACCAUUGGGGCUUGGGGGGCGCUGCACAAUCCCUGCUGAGCUGACCUCUGUACUGUGGGUGCCAGCGAUGGCCUUUGAGUUACUUGCUCUGCUCUGGAGCCCAUGGUGGUGGGGAAGGACACCUGUCCUCCCCUAGAUGUGUGAGAAAAGGAGUGCUUUGCUUAAUUUUCUUAUUCCUUUGCUUAAUUUUCUUAUUGUUCUGUCCCCCAGCUGGUGGCACCUAGCUUCCCCAGGUGAAGUCACCACCAGCCCUUGGAGAAGGGGCAGCUGAAGCAGAAAGCUGUGAGGUGGUUGGCAUCAUGGCACAGCCUGAGCCCCAGAGCUCCAGGCUUCCCCCAACUCAGACCAUGGUGCUGUGGGGCAUUCCCAGGUCAUUGUCAGAGCUGGAAGUCAGAUGGGAUAAUAAAUUGCUAAGGGCGAUGCAAGAGGAACUUCACUGUGUUCUCCUUUCUGUCUGCUAGUGUGUGUCCCAGGCAGAGAGGAGCUGGCACAGCAGCCUCAUGUCCUGUGCCUUGGGUUGCCUGUCCCCAGAUGUAUGAGCAGCAUAUCCACCAAACCAUGCUGGGAGCCUGUGCCUCUUCUAAUGCAUUUAGCCACAGAAAAAUGGAAUCAAGGAAGCAGUUCACUAAAGGGGAAUGAUCACUUCCCUCAUCCUGCUGCUUAUGCUCAUGCAGAUGAGCAAGACAGAAAAACUUAUUUAUUUAAGAAGAUUCAGCUCAGGCUGUCUCAACUCCGCCCUGCUUGCCUUUUCCAAAUUAUGGACAUCUUUACACCUGUUUGUGAUAUUACUCUGCAUUUAAAUUCCUUCUUGCUGAAACUGAAUUAUUCAAAUGUCAUGCAGUGAUGUGUCUUGAGAGGACAUGGCUAUGUGGAUUUCACCUAUUGUUAAAAUCUGCUCCAAGCUGCAAUUUUGGAUUGGGCACAUGCAGAAGAGAUCAAGGAGAUACAGGAUAUAUUCAGUACAAUUCUUGUUUGAUAGAAACUGCUUCUUCCAGGAGUCCUCUGACACUCUUCCCGGGGAUCUUCCAGAGUGCUUUGAUCUCCGAUUUAGGAGAGCCCAAGUGUCAGUCCUAGACUGCUCCCAGGAUGUUACCUGAGGUGAUUUUUCUCCUUUGGAGAAACUCUCAGCUCUGGAAUCUAUUCAAGAUUUAUCCCAGGCAUCUGGAGUCUUUUGAUCUAUGGUUUUGGGACCUGACAUCCUGGGUGGCAGCCCCAGAUUCUUCCAAGAAAACUUUCUGAGAUUAUUUUUCUGUUUUGGUGGAAAUCUGUUUCUGUUUCUCAGGAGUUGCAGCACAUGAAAAGAGAGAUACAAAUGCAGACUGGAUUUUUUACAUGCAGUAAAAAAGAGAUCCAAGAUUUAGCCAUGACCAUGGUGAUCCUAAGCACUGUCUCUUGACAUGAUGCCACUCACUUUGUCCCAUAUGGACUUCCAGUGUCAUGGUACACUUAGGAGAAGGCAAGUGACCCUCAGGGUCUGUACAGGGAUCAAUACUGUGUAAUAUUUUUAUGAAUGACAUGGAGGAAAGGAUCAAGAACACCCUCAGCCAGUUUGCAGAUGACUCCAAGCUGAGGGUGCAGUGCCACACCUGAAGGACUGAAUGAUGCAGAGGGACCUGGACAAGCUCAGCAAGUGGCCCAUGGAAGCCUCAUGAGGUUCAACAAGGCCAAGUGCUGAUGCUGCACCUGGGUGAGGGCAACUCCCAGCAUCAGUCGAGCUUAGGGGAAGAAGGGAUUGAGAGCAGCCCUGCCAAGGAGGGCUGUGGGUACUGCUGGGUGAGAGCUGGACAUACCCAGGCCAUGUGUGCUCACCCCCAGAAACCAAGCCUGUCCUGGGCUGAUCCCACAGUGUGGGCAGAAGGACGGGGGUUCAGGGUGAGACCUGGACACCUGCAAAGCUGUGGGAACAGUUUGUGGUGACUGGGAGUGGGGCUGGGGCCCAGCCUCAUCCCCAAUGGGCACAGCUGUGCGGGGCAGGUGAGCAGCACUGACAGCAAUGAGCCAUAGAAUGCCCAGGGGCACUGAGCAAGCCCCAAAGGGAACAGAGGGCACACAGGUGCAGUGCAUCAACAGGAGGGGAUAAAAGGUUGGGCUGAAGAACAAAAAGGGCAGAUGCUUGCAGCCUGCUGAAGAGGUGAGGUGUUACUUUGUGUGGGUUGAAGCUUUCUGAAAUUGUGUGGUGAUGCUCUGUGUAUGGUGGCUGUCUCAACUGCUGUAUGUGCUGUGAUAUAUGCUGUGACACAGAGCUGCCUCCAGCCCUGGGGCUCAGCACAGGAAGGACAUGGAGCUGUUUGAGCAAAUCCAGAGGAGACCACAGAGAUAUUCCAAGGGCUUGGACCCUCUCCUGUGAGGAAAUGAUGAGAGCUGAGGGUGUUCAGCUUGGAAAAGGAAAGGCUCCAGUGAGACCUUAGAGCCUCUUCCAGUUCCUAAGGGGCUUCCAAGAGAGACUGAGAGGAGCUUUGGAGAAGUGUCUGGAGGGCGAGGACAACAGGGGAACGGCUUCACGCUGCCAGAGGGCAGGGGUAGAUGGGAUAUUAGGAGGAAGUUCUUCCCUAUUAGAGUGCUGAGGCCCUGGCACAGGCUGC